AUGAAUACUCUGGCAGACUACGGUGAUGAAAGCGACGAGGAGUCGCCUCGGCGGCGAUCGUUCAACAUGGACCGAAGUAAUGGCUUAGGUGAAGUGCCUGCCCCAACAAUUUCAUAUGCAAAUGAAGAGGAAUCACCGAGAGCCCAUGAAUCGCCGAAAGCCCAACAAACGGAUUCUGAUCAUUCGCCGCCGCAAAGAAGAGAUUCCGACGUGUUUGAUGAUGACAUGAUGUUUGGCGAACCGCGUCGAUACGCGUCAUUCAGCGACACUAGUGAUCGUAGCGAAACUACAGAGUUUCGUGAACCGCCACCACCGAAACGGAAGGAAUUUCACUCACCUUCACCUUCUUUGCCCUACGCCUUCUUCAAAAAUGCAUCAACUGACCGUGACGCGGAGGAUGCUCAAAGCCCUUCUUCUCCCCCUUCGGGAAUGGUUGAACCUCGCCCUCCAGAACGAGUUAGUCAGUCACGUAAAGUGGGAUUUAACUCACGUUGUGAUUCUCAAUUCAGCGAAAGUUUCCAGAAGAGUGACACUGAUGAUGAAAACGAGCGCCUUAUUGAUAUGGCUCUUGAAGAAGGACGGAAUGCUUUAAAACAGGUGGAGGACGGUGCUUCAACGGGAUCUGGUGGAUGGACACCGCGUCCCUAUGAUAGCCCAUUACAUGGUAUGGAUCUCGAUACUGAUACUAAGCCUAUGGACACGCCUCCCCAUCAGGACGUCUGUAUACCUCCAGCACCGACAGCGGAGUGUGAUCCUGAAUUAGUGGUAUGUUAA
Molecule: messenger RNA, 774 nt
Organism: Cooperia oncophora
Lineage: Eukaryota; Metazoa; Nematoda; Chromadorea; Rhabditida; Trichostrongylidae
Source: the annotation of a GenBank genome assembly